This is a messenger RNA of Plasmodium berghei ANKA, 1260 nucleotides long. Its product is annotated as leucine-rich repeat protein. Gene Ontology annotation, molecular function: protein binding. NCBI's taxonomy places the organism in Eukaryota, Apicomplexa, Aconoidasida, Haemosporida, Plasmodiidae. The transcript has 3 exons. The record is from RefSeq and is a predicted model, not a curated record. Bases 1 to 1260 code for a protein of 419 amino acids.
AUGAAAAUUGAUCACGACUUAAUUAAAAAAAAAAGUGAACAUAAUGAAGGUCUUAUGGAGGAUCUAGAAGAAAUAUCUUUGCAUCAGCUGCAGAUUAAAAAAAUAGAAUUCAUUAAUAUUCAUUGUAGAAACUUAAAGAUAUUACUGUUGCAAAAUAAUUUAAUCGAAAAAAUUGAAAACUUAAAUCAGUUGAAAAAACUAGAAUAUUUAAAUUUGGCUUUAAACAAUAUCACGAUUAUUGAAAAUUUGGAAAAAUGUGAAUCGUUAAAAAAGAUCGAUUUAACCUUAAACUUUAUUGAUAUUUAUACUAUUGAAAAAUCCAUAAAUAAUCUAAAAAAAAAUGAAAAUCUUAAGGAAUUAUAUUUGAUGGGAAACCCAUGCUCUAGUUGGAAACAUUUCAAACAUUUUAUCAUAUUUCAUUUAGAGCAUCUUGAAGUAUUAGAUGGUUGUGAUAUUUUAGUAUCUGACAAAAUAAAAUCGAAACAAACAAUUGCAAUAAUAUUAAAAUCUCUAGAAGAAGAAAAAAAUAAAAAUGACCCAAAUAAAAGUGAACAGUAUGAUUCAAUUAAUAAUAGGAAAAAAAUAUAUGAAGAAAUAGAGGAAGAAGAGAUAAAAAAUGAGGCAAAAAACCAGGAAACAAACAAAAAGGAAAAGGAAAUUUUACCAGUAUAUACUGAUGAUGGACAUAUUCGCCAAUGUAAUGAAGGUCAUUAUAAAUUCAUGUUUGAUGAGUAUUCGAGUAAUAAAUAUACAUUUUUAAAAGUAUACUUACCAAAAUAUUUGUGUAAUUCCUUAAUUGAAGUUGAUAUAAAUGUAAAUUAUGUAAGGUGUUUAAUAAAAAAAAAGUUAUUUCAAAUAAAAUUAAACGAUCCAAUUUUAACUGAUUGUAGUAAAAUAUGCCGAAAAAAAUAUACUGGUGAGUUAAGCAUUAAAAUGAAAAAAAAAUAUUAUAAAAAAAAUACAAUUUUUGAAAACGAAUAUAUCAAAGAUGAACAAAUGUAUAAUAGUGAUGCUACUGAAGUCUAUUUAGAGUCAUUAGAUAGUUCAUCAUGUUCUUCAGAUGAUUCAUCGAUUUCAUUUUUUAAAAACAAAAAACAAACUUUUAAAAAGAAAGUAAAUGAUAAUUCAAUUAAAUACAAGUUAACUGAUCCAAAUGAAAAUAAAGAAAAUUUUUACAUUCGAGAAAAGCAAACUACAUAUGCUCAAUCUAUAAUCAAUCAAUUACCAUCUCUCGAAAAAAUACCCAAACCAAUCUCGUGA